This is a messenger RNA of Thyridium curvatum, 2112 nucleotides long. RefSeq lists its product as uncharacterized. The record is from RefSeq and is a predicted model, not a curated record. Bases 1 to 2112 code for a protein of 703 amino acids. Gene Ontology annotation, cellular component: perinuclear region of cytoplasm; plasma membrane; cytosol. Gene Ontology annotation, molecular function: ATP hydrolysis activity; ATP binding; ATP-dependent protein folding chaperone. NCBI's taxonomy places the organism in Eukaryota, Fungi, Ascomycota, Sordariomycetes, Thyridiales, Thyridiaceae. The transcript is spliced from 2 exons. Gene Ontology annotation, biological process: protein folding; cellular response to heat; protein stabilization.
AUGUCUGGCGAGACUUUCGAGUUCCAGGCUGAGAUCUCUCAGCUUCUCUCCCUGAUCAUCAACACCGUCUACUCCAACAAGGAGAUCUUCCUGCGAGAGCUGGUCUCCAACGCCUCCGAUGCCCUCGACAAGAUCCGCUAUGAGGCUCUGUCAGACUCCAGCAAGCUGGACUCCGGCAAGGACCUGCGCAUCGACAUCAUCCCCAACAAGGAGGCCAAGACCCUGACCAUCCAGGAUACCGGUAUUGGUUUCACCAAGGCUGACCUCGUCAACAACCUGGGUACCAUUGCCCGCUCCGGCACCAAGCAGUUCAUGGAGGCUCUCACCGCCGGUGCUGAUAUCUCCAUGAUUGGUCAGUUCGGUGUUGGUUUCUACUCUGCCUACCUGGUUGCCGACCAGGUCACCGUCAUCUCCAAGCACAACGAUGACGAGCAGUACAUCUGGCAAUCCAGCGCCGGUGGUACUUUCACCAUCUCUCCCGACACCGACGGCGAGCCCCUCGGCCGUGGUACCAAGAUCAUCCUGCACCUGAAGGAUGAGCAGACCGACUACCUGAACGAGAGCAGGAUCAAGGAGGUCAUCAAGAAGCACUCCGAGUUCAUCUCGUACCCCAUCUACCUCCAUGUUCAGAAGGAGGUUGAGAAGGAGGUCCCCGAUGAGGAGGCCGAGGAGACCAAGGAGGAGGAGGGCGACGACAAGAAGCCCAAGAUCGAGGAGGUCGAUGACGACGAGGAGGAGAAGAAGCCCAAGACCAAGAAGAUCAAGGAGACCAAGAUCGAGGAGGAGGAGCUCAACAAGCAGAAGCCCAUCUGGACUCGCAACCCCCAGGAUAUCACCCAGGAGGAGUAUGCUUCCUUCUACAAGUCGCUCUCCAACGACUGGGAGGACCACCUUGCCGUCAAGCACUUCUCCGUUGAGGGUCAGCUCGAGUUCCGUGCCAUCCUCUUCGUGCCCAAGCGCGCUCCCUUCGACCUGUUUGAGACCAAGAAGACCAAGAACAACAUCAAGCUCUACGUCCGCCGUGUCUUCAUCACCGACGAUGCCACCGACCUCAUUCCCGAGUGGCUUGGCUUCGUCAAGGGUGUUGUCGACUCCGAGGACCUGCCCCUCAACCUGUCUCGUGAGACCCUGCAGCAGAACAAGAUCAUGAAGGUCAUCAAGAAGAACAUUGUCAAGAAGGCCCUCGAGCUCUUCAACGAGAUCGCCGAGGACAAGGAGCAGUUCGACAAGUUCUACAGCGCCUUCUCCAAGAACCUCAAGCUCGGUAUCCACGAGGACUCCCAGAACCGCCAGACCCUGGCCAAGCUGCUCCGCUUCAGCUCCACCAAGUCUGGCGAUGAGCAGACCUCGCUGUCCGACUACGUCGCUCGCAUGCCCGAGCACCAGAAGAACAUGUACUACAUCACUGGCGAGUCCAUCAAGGCCGUCACCAAGUCUCCCUUCCUCGACUCUCUGAAGGAGAAGGGUUUCGAGGUCCUCUUCCUGGUUGACCCCAUUGAUGAGUACGCCAUGACGCAGCUCAAGGAGUUCGAGGGCAAGAAGCUCGUCGACAUCACCAAGGACUUCGAGCUCGAGGAGACCGACGAGGAGAAGAAGGCCCGCGAGGAGGAGGAGAAGGAGUAUGAGGGUCUCGCCAAGGCCCUCAAGAACAUCCUCGGCGACAAGGUUGAGAAGGUCGUUGUCUCUCACAAGCUCGUCGGUGCUCCUUGCGCCAUCCGCACUGGCCAGUUCGGUUGGUCCGCCAACAUGGAGCGUAUCAUGAAGGCCCAGGCCCUCCGUGACACCUCCAUGUCCAGCUACAUGUCCUCCAAGAAGACCUUUGAGAUCUCGCCCAAGAGCUCCAUUGUCAAGGAGCUCAAGAAGAAGGUCGAGGCUGACGGCGAGAACGACAAGACUGUCAAGUCGAUCGUCCAGCUGCUCUUCGAGACCUCUCUCCUGGUCUCUGGCUUCACCAUUGAGGAGCCCGCCAGCUUCUCCGAGCGCAUCCACAAGCUCGUCUCCCUCGGCCUGAACAUCGACGAGGAGCCCGAGGCUUCCGAGGAUGCCCCGGCCGCCGAUGCCUCGGCGCCUGCUGCCGAGACCGGCGACAGCGCCAUGGAGGAGGUUGACUAA